This is a messenger RNA of Helianthus annuus (common sunflower), 2525 nucleotides long. RefSeq names its product haloacid dehalogenase-like hydrolase domain-containing protein Sgpp. The record is from RefSeq and is a predicted model, not a curated record. The transcript has 6 exons. Bases 145 to 1128 code for a protein of 327 amino acids. Lineage: Eukaryota; Viridiplantae; Streptophyta; Magnoliopsida; Asterales; Asteraceae.
CGAAUCAAGAAGAUCCAAAGGUAUAAUCCAAAAUAACAUGGUUGGCUAUUAUCACUCCUGUUAAGGACCUAUGCUUCCUUCACCCAAAACAGAGCUCCAAAAAGUUUGUUCAAACACUGGAGCUUCACACAUUGAUCAACAAAAAUGUCAACACUCGCUACUUCUCUUCAUCUAUUCCCCAAUAAUCCAUUUGUACGCACAAAAUCAGUUCUCCCAACGUUUUCCACAACGAUAACAUCUGCUUCAUCAAGUUCUUACCCAAUUAACAGCAAUGUUUCAUUAUCUUCUAUUGCUCCUCUUGAAGCAAUCCUUUUUGACAUUGAUGGAACGCUUUGUGACUCGGACCCUCUUCAUUACUACGCCUUCCGUGAUAUGCUCCAAGAGAUAGGAUUUAAUGACGGAUCACCUAUCGAUGAGGAGUUCUUCAUAAAUAACAUUAGUGGCAAGCAUAACGAAGAGCUUUGCAGUGUGCUUCUUCCUGAUUGGGAGUUUGAAAAGGCUAUGAAAUUCAUGGUUGACAAGGAAGCUUUGUUUAGAAGAUUGGCAGCUGAACAGUUGGAACCGAUAAGCGGCUUGAACAAUGUAUGUAAAUGGGUAGAAGAUCUUGGCUUGAAACGGGCUGCUGUUACAAAUGCUCCGAGAUCAAAUGCCGAAUUGCUGAUUUCAAUGCUUAAACUAGAAGAUUUCUUUGAAGUGAUCGUUCUAGCUGAAGAAUGUGCAAGACCAAAACCUUUUCCCGAUCCUUACCUCAAGGCUCUAAAUGCACUUAAAGUUUCUCCAAAUCACACAUUUGUGUUUGAGGAUUCUGUUUCUGGAAUUAAAGCAGCUAAUGGAGCGGGGAUGCCAGCUGUUGGAAUGGCGACUAGAAACCCUGAACAAAUGUUACUAGAUGCUGGGGCCUCCCUCGUUAUCCAGGAUUAUAACGACCCUAAACUAUGGGAAAAUCUACAGGAGAUGGUACAACAAAAGUUGCCUAUUUCAUCCAAGAUAGGAACCACACUAGCAUGGACCAAGCAUGAAAGGCUAACGGGUCGAAAUGGGGCAAGGAAGCGGUUACGAACAUGGAUGCACGAGGUAAGUGAUUUCCGUAAUCACUUCGUAGUACAAGUAAGUAAUAAAGUGUUGUAAUGAAUUAAAUAUGAUGUUUGAGGUCAAAUAUGUAGUAAUAUGGUACCCAAAGGUGGGAUCCUAAAGAAUAUGUAGUAAUAUGGUACCCAAAGGUGGGAUCCUAAAGAAUAUGUAGUAAUAUGGUACCCAAAGGUGGGAUCCUAAAGAAUAUGUAGUAAUAUGGUACCCAAAGGUGGGAUCCUAAAGAAUAUGUAGUAAUAUGGUACCCAAAGGUGGGAUCCUAAAGAAUAUGUAGUAAUAUGGUACCCAAAGGUGGGAUCCUAAAGAAUAUGUAGUAAUAUGGUACCCAAAGGUGGGAUCCUAAAGAAUAAGUAGUAAUAUGGUACCCAAAGGUGGGAUCCUAGAGAAUAGGUAGUAAUAUGGUACCUAAAGGUGGGAUCCUAAAGAAUAUGUAGUAAUAUGGUACCCAAAGGUGGGAUCCUAAAGAAUAUGUAGUAAUAUGGUACCUAAAGGUGGAAUCCUAAAGAAUAAGUAGUAAUAUGGUACCCAAAGGUGGGAUCCUAGAGAAUAGGUAGUAAUAUGGUACCUAAAGGUGGGAUCCUAGAGAAUAGGUAGUAAUAUGGUACCUAAAGGUGGGAUCCUAAGGAUAUGUAGUAAUAUGGUACCUAAAGGUGGGAUCCUAAAGAAUAUGUAGUAAUAUGGUACCUAAAUGUGGGAUUCUAAGUUAAGAAUUUCCUUUACGUAUAUAGAUGUGUAUGUAUGUAUGUAUAAAGGUAUGUAUGAGUGUAUGCAUGUAUGUAAAGAUGUAAGAAAGGUAUGUACGUAUGUAGAUGUGAACGUACGUAUGUAUAAAGAUAUGUAUGAGUGUAUGCAUGAAUGUAGAGACGUAGGAAAGGUAUGUAUGUAUGUAUGUAUGUAUGUAAUCGUGUAUGUAUGUAUGUGUAAAGACAUGUAUGAGUGUAUGCAUGUAUGUAAAGUUGGAGGAAAGAUAUGUAUGUAUGUAGAUGUGAAUGUAUGUUUAUAUGUAAGUAUGUAUGUAAGCAUGAUUUAGACACGUUGAGUGUUAACGUUUUAAUGGUGUACCUUGAGAAUGAAAGGUAAUGCAGGUACAUUACUGAAGCCUCACCAGGGAAUGGAUACGCAGAUGUAAUGCUUAAAGUUUGAAAAAUGACGAACAGUGAAGUGUUUGUGAAUGAAUCUUGUUUAUAUAAUGUGUGCUAAUGUAUGAAUGAAUGUGGUGAGUGCAGGUUGUACGAGUCACGAGGAUCUUCAAGGAUUAGAGAUCGAGGAUCGAGUCACAAGACAGAUUGUACGGAAACGUUGGUGUUGAAAUUUAGAAAACCCAUGUCAUGCAUUUAAUUGUAAAUGAGUCAAUUGAUGACUUCUUGUGGAAAGGUUGUAUUAAAAUGAAGUUUUAAGCAAGUCAAGGUAAUUAUAAGGAAAGAAAUUUUAUGGUA